CACCUGUUACACAUAGCCGGCUUGGAGGUAUAAAAGGACCGCCUACCUAUUACAAGAAGGAUAUUAUAUACUCCCUAACCUGGGCAGUCAUCCAGGCAAAGAUAUUCUGUUCAGAGAGUCAAUAGGUACUGUGGAGUGGACAAGAAAUAAGAGAAAGACAGUGAAUUUUAAAGAAGAAAGUAGAGGCAGCUCACACCAAAAGAAGAAAGGGAUUUUUCUCUCGAAAGGAAAACAUUGCUUAGAAAAGAGGAACUUCCAAAGAAGGGUGCUGUUCGAAGUCCUCUGAUACCACCAAAGAAUUAUACUACUUAUUUUACAACUCAUAAACCACAUUUAGUUGCCAACAUGUCUAUGGGACUUGAGAUCCUGGGUGUAGCCCUGUCCAUUAUCGGAUGGCUGGGAGCCAUUGUUUGCUGCGCUCUUCCAAUGUGGAGAGUAACUGCGUUUAUCGGUAGCAACAUUGUAGUGGCUCAGAUCAUCUGGGAAGGUCUAUGGAUGAACUGUGUGGUGCAGAGCACAGGGCAGAUGCAGUGCAAAGUAUACGACUCCCUGCUUGCUCUUGCUCAGGAUCUACAGGCAGCGCGUGCUCUCAUUGUCAUCUCAAUUGUCAUAGCUGUGCUUGGAGUCCUCAUCUCCAUUAUCGGAGCCAAGUGCACCAACUGUGUCCAGGAUGAGGCGACGAAGGCAAAGAUCAUGAUUGUGUCUGGGGUUAUUUUCAUCCUUGCUGGGCUGAUGACCCUCAUCCCUGUGUCUUGGUCUGCUAAUACCGUCAUUCGUGACUUCUACAACCCAUUGGUGGUGGACUCUAUGAAGAGGGAGCUUGGAGCCUGCAUGUAUAUAGGUUGGGCAGCCUCGGCUCUCCUCAUGCUUGGAGGUGCCAUGUUAUGCUGUUCUUGCCCACCCAAACAAGAGAAAUACCCUGCAUCACGAGUGGCAUAUUCUGCUGCCCGCUCUACGAAUCCUGGCUACGACCGAAAAGACUAUGUUUAAAAGAAAGUGGACUUUCUUUACUAAAUAACUUUACAACUCUUACCUAAAACACGGACAGGAGGAGACUUGCGGCAUAAUCAUGGAAAACAGACCGAAGACAUCACCUUCUAACACUUACAAAUAAUCCUCGUGAUAUUGUAACUGUUUAUACGUGUUAUAUAUAUAUGUACGUAUAAUAUGUAUUUUAGUCAGCAUUGCCCUUUUUAAUGGCACCGUUUGUUUGUGUGUGUGUGUAUGUGAAUAUAUGGGAAAUUAGAUGGCUAUUUCCCAGUGUCGUGGCAAUGGUAAAAUAUGUUUGAACUGGGAGGGGCAAAUGUUGGCAUAGAUGAGGUGGCUUAAACAGUGUAACCCUUUUUAUGCUGGGAAGGAAGCAAGCCUUUCUUACUGUACAUAGACAUGUAUUCUAUACCUGUGAUAAAGCACAAAGGUUAAUCUAA
This is a messenger RNA of Pelobates fuscus (common spadefoot toad), 1427 nucleotides long. It is a transcript of the gene CLDN3, whose product is annotated as claudin 3. Gene Ontology annotation, cellular component: bicellular tight junction; plasma membrane. Gene Ontology annotation, molecular function: structural molecule activity. The record is from RefSeq and is a predicted model, not a curated record. The coding region runs from base 346 to 990 and encodes 214 amino acids. Gene Ontology annotation, biological process: cell adhesion; bicellular tight junction assembly. The transcript has a single exon. Lineage: Eukaryota; Metazoa; Chordata; Amphibia; Anura; Pelobatidae.